AUUUCAUUCGUUGUUGGUAGAAUUGGGUAGUGUGUUCGUGUAAAGUCUCUGUUCUUCCGUUCUUGUACCCGUUUUUAUUAUUAUUAAUUUAUUUUUCACUUUUUUUCUGACAAAUUUCAAAUGUACCUGAAAUGCUAAUCUCUAAUCUUUUUAUAUAAAAAUGUAUAUAACUCAGUUGAUUUUUAUUGUUUUACUAUCCCCUGUCCUUGCUGAAGUCUGUAAUGAUGAAAUCUCAAGAAGGGAUAUUGAAAGUCGUUUAUCAACAAAAACACCAUAUCGGGCCAUUGCAAACCUCAACGAUAAACCACCAGUUGUUGUGGAAGGAUGCCGCCCAUCACGUUUAUGGUCUACCAUACGACAUGGUACCAGAAAUCCCAGCAAAAAAGUCAUUAAACAGGCCAAAUCCAAAUUGACAGCCCUUAAAGAGGAACUCUUGACAAAAGAAGACACUGAACUGUGCCCCAAAUUUUUCGAAAAUUUAAGAACUUGGUCAUUUAAUAUUUCGGCAGAUGAAGAGAAGUAUUUAGUAGCUGAGGGUGAGGAUGAAUUAAUUGAGUUGGCAGAACGCAUGCAAAACCGUUUCCCCACCUUGUUGGCCGAAGAAUAUGAUCCGCAAAUGUUCUAUUUCAAAUAUACUGCGACCCAGAGGACAUUGAAAAGUGCUCAAAGCUUUGCCACUGGAUUGUUUGGCAGACAUCGAAUACGGGAAAUUAUUUAUCCGGAACCGUUGUCAAAGGAUCCGGUACUAAGGUUUUAUAAAUUGUGUAGUCGCUGGCAAAGUGAUGUCGAUAAAAAUCCUCAAACAUUUGAUAAUGUGCGUAAAUUUCUCCAAGGCGAACAUAUGCUGGAUGCCAUCCUCUAUGUCCAAAAGAAAACCAAGUUAACACAACUCGAUGCUAGCCUUCUACGUCUUAUUUAUACCAUUUGCGGUUUCGAAACGGCCUGGCAAAGACACAAGCCACCCUCAGUUUGGUGUCAAUUGUUGGAUCGAAAAACAAUGGAUGUUUUAGAGUUUGCCGAAGAUUUGGAGUACUAUUGGAAUGAUGGCUAUGGCUUUGAUCUAACACAUCGAAUUGCUUGUCCAGCCAUACAGAAUAUGUUUAAGCACAUUGAGUGAGUACUUGAGAUUAAUGCACGCCUUCAGUUGGUUACUAAUAGCAAUUGAGUUUCUAGCCCCCAAUCACCAUUGCCGAAUUCAACGUUUUAUUUUACGCAUUCCGGAACAUUGCUUAAGCUUUUGGCGCAUUUGGGUCUAUACAAAGAUCCAACAGCAUUGACAUACCAGGACUUUGGCAAGCCACGUAAAUGGCGUACAAGUGAAAUUGAUGCGUUUGCCACAAAUGUGGCAUUUGUCUUGUAUGAAUGUGAUAAUGACGAGCCGCAGGUUCUGACAAUGCACCAAGAGCGUAUAGUCCACCUUCCGGGAUGUCCGCAAGACAGUGAUUUGUGUAGUUUAAAUACCUUGCGCCAGUUAUAUGCCGCCGCCAGUUUGGAUAAUUGCAAUUUUGAUGAGAUGUGUUUUAAGUAGUAGUAGUUUCGCACCACCGGCUUUCGAGUUGAUAUUUGUUUCCUUGAAGAUGACGCACCACCCCUAUAUUGUCAAAUGUUUUAUUGGAGAUGCUAAGUAAUUCACUUGUGUAAAUAUUAGUGAAAAUUUGGUAUACCUACCAGCAUCUACAGGCUACAGCAUUAAACUAAUUGCAUUGUUCAGCGACUAUCAAUUAAUUAAUGUUUUUUUCUGCUGCACCUAACAUUUCUACAAACACAGAGAUAGAGAGAGAAGCAGCAGCAGUCAAUCGAUUACCUUUAUAAUGACCACAUAUUUUUUUUUGUUGUUAACCAUAUAUACUUACAUAUAGAGAGUGUUGUAAUGUGUAAAUAUAUAUAUUGUUCUCUACCCCCCCUACCCCUUCCAACAAUAAUACACUCGUCUAAGAUAUACAUAUUUUGCUUCCUGUGUUUUAUAACGAAAUACGUCGCCUUUAAACGUAUAUUAUGGAAAAAUAACACAAAAAGUGCUUUCACUUUGUUUUAUACUUACAUACUAAGCACCUACAAACAUCCCUACAUACAUAUUGAGACAAAGAUAUGAAUUCUUAACUUUAAACAAAAACAAAGCUA
Musca domestica (house fly) is the source of this 2121-nucleotide messenger RNA. It is a transcript of the gene Mipp2, whose product is annotated as multiple inositol polyphosphate phosphatase 1. Lineage: Eukaryota; Metazoa; Arthropoda; Insecta; Diptera; Muscidae. The record is from RefSeq and is a predicted model, not a curated record. Gene Ontology annotation, molecular function: acid phosphatase activity; inositol phosphate phosphatase activity. The transcript has 4 exons.